GUUUGUGGGAGUCGGGGCCGCAGGAGGAGGAGGAGGAAGAACUGGCCGCGGCUGGUUCUCCCGCACAUAAACAGCCCGAGUCUGCGGGAAAGAGGAAAAAACACACAAAAGAAGAGCACUGCAUCUGAGACACACUCACAUCCGACCAGGAGUGCAGGUCUUUUAGAAGAGGAGCUUGGACGGCAUGCAAAGUUGUGAAAUAUCUUCGGACAGCACAGAUGAUCCUCUCAGUAGCGGCUUACGCAGGCAUCACCAACCGCGAAUAGUAGUUAUCGGCGCGGGCUUGGCCGGCCUGGCAGCCACCCAAACCCUCUUGGAGAACGGCUUCACCAAUGUCACGGUGCUAGAGGCCUCGGACUGCAUCGGAGGCAGAGUGCAAAGCGUUCAAUUCGGUAAAGCUACUUUGGAACUAGGAGCCACCUGGAUCCAUGGCGCUAACGGGAACCCCAUCUACCACCUGGCUGAGGAUAAUGGGCUUCUGGAGCACACCACGGAGGACGAGCGCAGCGUGGGCCGCAUCAGCCUCUACGCCAAGAACGGUGUGGCCCACUACCAGACCAACAGUGGCAAGCGUAUCCCCAAGGACCUGGUGGAGGAGUUCAGCGACUUGUACAAUGAGGUGUAUGAGCUGACUCAGGAGUUUUUCCAGAACGGGAAGCCGGUGGGCGCCGAGACGAAGAACAGCGUGGGUAUCUUCACACGUGACCUGGUGCGCAAAAAGAUCAUGAUGGACCCUGACGACUCUGAAAGCACAAAGAAGCUGAAGCUGUCCAUGCUGCAGCAGUACCUCAAGGUGGAAAGCUGUGAGAGCAGCUCCGCCAGCAUGGAUGAGGUGUCACUGAGUGAGUUCGGAGAGUGGACGGAGAUCCCCGGUGCUCACCACGUCAUCCCUGGUGGCUUCAUCAAAGUGGUAGAGCUGCUGGCCCAGGAUAUUCCGAGCCGCGUGCUGCACCUCGGAAAACCCGUCCGCCGCGUCCACUGGAAUUACAGCGCUCAGGACGCCGAGGGCGACGCCGACCAAGCCGACCACAACCAGGAUCAGCGACCCGGGCCGGCUCCGGUGCGCGUCGAAUGCGAGGACGGCGAGUGGUUCCUCGCCGAUCACGUGAUUGUUACGGCCUCGCUGGGUGUCUUAAAGAAAGCCCACGAGACGCUCUUCUCUCCGAGCCUGCCCCUGGACAAGGCCCUGUCCAUCCAGAAGCUGGGCAUCAGCACCACGGAUAAGAUCUUCCUGGAGUUCUCCGAGCCCUUCUGGAGCCCAGAGUGCAACAGCAUCCAGUUCGUGUGGGAGGACGAGGCACACCUGGAGAGCCUGGCUUAUCCAGAAGAGCUCUGGUACCGUAAAAUCUGCAGCUUCGACGUGCUUUACCCGCCCGAGCGCUACGGCCACAUGCUGAGCGGCUGGAUCUGUGGAGACGAGGCGCUGCUCAUGGAGCGCUGCGACGACGAAACCGUGGCUGAGAUGUGCACCGAGCUGCUCCGCAAGUUCACAGGGAACCAGAACAUUCCAAAGCCACGGCGGAUCCUGCGCUCGUCGUGGGGCAGUAACCCCUACAUCAGGGGCUCGUACUCGUUCACCCGCGUGGGUUCCAGCGGGGGAGACGUCGAGCGACUGGCUGAACCCCUGCCCUACACCAAGAGCUCCAAGGCUCCGCCAUUGCAGGUGCUGUUUGCUGGCGAGGCCACACACAGGAAAUACUAUUCCACUACCCAUGGUGCUUUGCUGUCUGGUCAGAGGGAGGCGAACCGUCUCAUCGAGCUGUACCACGACGUCCUCAAUGCAGAAACCACAAAAGCCUAAUACGUAAUAAAAGAAAUGAAUCAAACACAAACCACUAACUCGUGACUUAAAAACUAUGUUUUAAUGAUUUCUGUAUUCUAAAUGACUAAACGUGUAUUAAAAAAAAAAAAAAAAAAAACUAGUAGGGGCAUUAAACUAAUAACAAAAAAAAAAAA
This is a messenger RNA of Pangasianodon hypophthalmus (striped catfish), 1956 nucleotides long. It is a transcript of the gene smox, whose product is annotated as spermine oxidase. Gene Ontology annotation, molecular function: polyamine oxidase activity. Lineage: Eukaryota; Metazoa; Chordata; Actinopteri; Siluriformes; Pangasiidae. Bases 185 to 1801 code for a protein of 538 amino acids. The record is from RefSeq and is a predicted model, not a curated record. The transcript is spliced from 7 exons.